This is a messenger RNA of Galendromus occidentalis (western predatory mite), 591 nucleotides long. RefSeq lists its product as uncharacterized. The record is from RefSeq and is a predicted model, not a curated record. Lineage: Eukaryota; Metazoa; Arthropoda; Arachnida; Mesostigmata; Phytoseiidae. Bases 30 to 554 code for a protein of 174 amino acids. The transcript is spliced from 3 exons.
AUCACUGUCUUUUGCAACCCUUCUGCAAGAUGCGUUCUCUCGCCGUUUUCGCUUUCUGCCUUCUGGCUGCGCACGCGAGCGCGUGGUCUGUCGGGGAGGGUAUCCGAUGCGUCAGCGGAACCAUGGGCGAUGCCGUCAACAGGACUUUCGAGGAUAUCCGAUCUCGAGUGAGCAACAUGAGCGAACACAGGGACGAUAUCGCCGACAAGCUCUCCAAGCAAAUCGCCGAAAUCCGCCAACGAUUCAGUGAAAAUCUGAAGGAGGAGAUGGAAACGCAACGGAGCCAGGCUAGCGAUUGCACUGAGGGCAACAUCGCCACCAGAAUGGCCUGCAGGAUGAAGAGAGGACUCGGAAUCGUGAGCGGAGCAGGUGGUGUGGCCCGCAAUUCUCUCAUGGAAGCCGUCAGGGCACUCAGGGAUCACGCUCAGGACUUCGGCGGCAAGCGCGCCCAAGGAAUGGGAGAGAUCGUGUCUUCGCUGAGCAGGGAAGUCCCAAGAGUUCUCCAAGCCAGCUGGAAGUGCUUCACUGAAUCGUCCGAGGACGCUGACCAAUAAACAGCGAGGGAUCGCCCUCAAUAAAUUCCGCAGCUUC